AUGAGUCGCAUAUCCACAUUGCCUGCUGAUAUCCGUGAGGCUGGUAUGUCUAAGAGCCAUGUUGUGACAUCGCGUGCAGCCAGUCCCAGAUGUGCCAAAUGUCUUGAUCAGUCUAUGAGUCGCAUAUCUAUGAUGCCUGCUGAUGUCCGUGAGGCUGGUAUGUCUAAGAGCCAUGUUGUGACAUCGCGUGCAGCCAGUCCCAGAUGUGCCAAAUGUCUUGAUCAGUCUAUGAGUCGCAUAUCCACAUUGCCUGCUGAUAUCCGUGAGGCUGGUAUGUCUAAGAGCCAUGUUGUGACAUCGCGUGCAGCCAGUCCCAGAUGUGCCAAAUGUCUUGAUCAGUCUAUGAGUCACAUAUCCAUGGUUCCUGCUGAUGUCCGUGAGGCUGGUAUGUCUAAGAGCCAUGUUGUGACAUCGCGUGCAGCCAGUCCCAGAUGUGCCAAAUGUCUUGAUCAGUCUAUGAGUCGCUCAUCGACAUUGCCUGCUGAUGUCCGUGAGGCUGGUAUGUCUAAGAGUGAGGUUGAACCAUCUUUAGCAGCCAGUCUGAGAUGUGCCAAAUGUCUUGAUCAGUCUAUGAGUCGCUCAUCGACAUUGCCUGAUGAUGUCCGUGAGGCUGGUAUGUCUAAGAGUGAGGUUGAACCAUCUUUAGCAGCCAGUUCCAGAUGUGCCAAAUGUCUUGAUCAGUCUAUGAGUGUUGGGUCUGAUUUUGUUUCUGUUUUGUUAGUUGGUGGUGUAAAUGAAGUUGGCAACGACCGCUCUGGUUUCCAAAGGAAACGGUACCCCGUGUCGUGGCACAAACAUUGUGAUGGUCCUUCGCCGUUGCGAUCUUUGUGUGAUGAUGGGGCAACUUUCUGGAAAGUUCCUCGUAAAGUUUCUGAGGAUCCUGAAGAUAAUAUGUCGACUGCACACUCAAUUUCCACGAGUGUAUCGGAUCCAGUCUCCCCAUCAGCAGUAAAUGUGGUGGUAAAGUACAGUGGAGCCGAAAAUAUUUGUGUUGGAGCUUCAACCGACGGGGAAAUGAAAGCAAUGCCUCACACCAUGCUGCUUGAUGGGGAAGUGUGGGAGUACAUAUAUCUUAGAAAAUCGUCAGAACUGCGGGAUGCCUUUGCUUCUGAUAUUGGCGAUGUGUUAGGUUUUCCUUUUUCGACACCCAUUGAGUUUACACCCACAAGAACUGGAAUAUUAGCGCACUGUACAUUACUGUAUCCUGAGACCAUGAAAACUGAAGAGCUAUACGAGAGGUUAUCGCGAGACAAAUUUCCCGCGAUGAGAAGACUAUAUCAAACAGCAAAACGAGAGCAGAUGAUAACAAGUUGCUCGACGAUGUACACCACGAACAUUUGUGACAGGCCCAUAAGUCCACCGCCGGAAGAUAUGGACGGACGCCGAGGCAGCAUGCAAAUGAUGUCUUCUGCAACUAGUACAAACCAUAAACCUGAAGAAUAUUGUCUGUCAAAAAGGGAAGAAAGAAGAGAUGCAACUAAAGAAGAUGCGACGGGAAUGGACACCGAAUCGCAAGAAAUUCAUUAUAGUCGUUUCACCGAACGGUCUAUGAGUCGCAUAUCCAUGGUUCCUGCUGAUGUCCGUGAGGCUGGUAUGUCUAAGAGUGAGGUUGAACCAUCUUUAGCAGCCAGUCUGAGAUGUGCCAAAUGUCUUGAUCAGUCUAUGAGUCACAUAUCUAUGAUGCCUGCUGAUGUCCGUGAGGCUGGUAUGUCUAAGAGUGAGGUUGAGCCAUCUUUAGCAGCCAGUCUGAGAUGUGCCAAAUGUCUUGAUCAGUCUAUGAGUCGCAUAUCUAUGAUGCCUGCUGAUGUCCGUGAGGCUGGUAUGUCUCAGAGCCAAAUUGGAACAUUACCCGCAACUAUUCCCGUUUAUUGCCCACAAUUGCUUGAGCGCUGUAUGAGCUGUGCUUCUACUAUACUUGCUGAUGUCCGUGAGGCUGGUAUGUCUCAGAGCCAGAUUGGAACAUUACCCGCAAGUAUUCCCGUUUAUUGCCCACAAUUGCUUGAGCGCUGUAUGAGCUGUGCUUCUACUAUACUUGCUGAUGUCCGUGAGGCUGGUAUGUCUCAGAGCCAGAUUGGAACAUUACCCGCAACUAUUCCCGUUUAUUGCCCACAAUUGCUUGAGCGCUGUAUGAGCUGUGCUUCUACUAUACUUGCUGAUGUCCGUGAGGCUGGUAUGUCUCAGAGCCAGAUUGGAACAUUACCCGCAACUAUUCCCGUUUAUUGCCCACAAUUGCUUGAGCGCUGUAUGAGCUGUGCUUCUACUAUACUUGCUGAUGUCCGUGAGGCUGGUAUGUCUAAGAGUGAGGUUGAACCAUCUUUAGCAGCCAGUCCCAGAUGUGCCAAAUGUCUUGAUCAGUCUAUGAGUCGCAUAUCUAUGAUGCCUGCUGAUGUCCGUGAGGCUGGUAUGUCUAAGAGUGAGGUUGAACCAUCUUUAGCAGCCAGUCUGAGAUGUGGCAAAUGUCUUGAUCAGUCUAUGAGUCGCAUAUCUAUGAUGCCUGCUGAUAUCCGUGAGGCUGGUAUGUCUAAGAGUGAGGUUGAACCAUCUUUAGCAGCCAGUCUGAAAUAUGGCAAAUGUCUUGAUCAGUCUAUGAGUCGCAUAUCUAUGAUGCCUGCUGAUGUCCGUGAGGCUGGUAUGUCUAAGAGUGAGGUUGAACCAUCUUUAGCAGCCAGUCUGAGAUGUGGCAAAUGUCUUGAUCAGUCUAUGAGUCGCAUAUCUAUGAUGCCUGCUGAUAUCCGUGAGGCUGGUAUGUCUAAGAGUGAGGUUGAACCAUCUUUAGCAGCCAGUCUGAGAUGUGGCAAAUGUCUUGAUCAGUCUAUGAGUCGCAUAUCUAUGAUGCCUGCUGAUGUCCGUGAGGCUGGUAUGUCUAAGAGUGAGGUUGAACCAUCUUUAGCAGCCAGUCUGAGAUGUGGCAAAUGUCUUGAUCAGUCUAUGAGUCGCAUAUCUAUGAUGCCUGCUGAUGUCCGUGAGGCUGGUAUGUCUAAGAGUGAGGUUGAACCAUCUUUAGCAGCCAGUCUGAGAUGUGCCAAAUGUCUUGAUCAGUCUAUGAGUCGCAUAUCUAUGAUGCCUGCUGAUAUCCGUGAGGCUGGUAUGUCUAAGAGUGAGGUUGAACCAUCUUUAGCAGCCAGUCUGAAAUAUGGCAAAUGUCUUGAUCAGUCUAUGAGUCGCAUAUCUAUGAUGCCUGCUGAUGUCCGUGAGGCUGGUAUGUCUAAGAGUGAGGUUGAACCAUCUUUAGCAGCCAGUCUGAGAUGUGCCAAAUGUCUUGAUCAGUCUAUGAGUCGCAUAUCUAUGAUGCCUGCUGAUAUCCGUGAGGCUGGUAUGUCUAAGAGUGAGGUUGAACCAUCUUUAGCAGCCAGUCUGAAAUAUGGCAAAUGUCUUGAUCAGUCUAUGAGUCGCAUAUCUAUGAUGCCUGCUGAUAUCCGUGAGGCUGGUAUGUCUAGGAGUGAGGUUGAACCAUCUUUAGCAGCCAGUCUGAAAUAUGGCAAAUGUCUUGAUCAGUCUAUGAGUCGCAUAUCUAUGAUGCCUGCUGAUGUCCGUGAGGCUGGUAUGUCUAAGAGUGAGGUUGAACCAUCUUUAGCAGCCAGUCUGAAAUAUGGCAAAUGUCUUGAUCAGUCUAUGAGUCGCAUAUCUAUGAUGCCUGCUGAUAUCCGUGAGGCUGGUAUGUCUAGGAGUGAGGUUGAACCAUCUUUAGCAGCCAGUCUGAAAUGUGGCAAAUGUCUUGAUCAGUCUAUGAGUCGCAUAUCUAUGAUGCCUGCUGAUGUCCGUGAGGCUGGUAUGUCUAAGAGUGAGGUUGAACCAUCUUUAGCAGCCAGUCUGAAAUAUGGCAAAUGUCUUGAUCAGUCUAUGAGUCGCAUAUCUAUGAUGCCUGCUGAUAUCCGUGAGGCUGGUAUGUCUAGGAGUGAGGUUGAACCAUCUUUAGCAGCCAGUCUGAAAUGUGGCAAAUGUCUUGAUCAGUCUAUGAGUCGCAUAUCUAUGAUGCCUGCUGAUGUCCGUGAGGCUGGUAUGUCUAAGAGUGAGGUUGAACCAUCUUUAGCAGCCAGUCUGAAAUAUGGCAAAUGUCUUGAUCAGUCUAUGAGUCGCAUAUCUAUGAUGCCUGCUGAUGUCCGUGAGGCUGGUAUGUCUAAGAGUGAGGUUGAACCAUCUUUAGCAGCCAGUCUGAAAUGUGGCAAAUGUCUUGAUCAGUCUAUGAGUCGCAUAUCCAUGAUGCCUGCUGAUGUCCGUGAGGCUGGUAUGUCUAAGAGUGAGGUUGAACCAUCUUUAGCAGCCAGUCUGAAAUAUGGCAAAUGUCUUGAUCAGUCUAUGAGUCGCAUAUCUAUGAUGCCUGCUGAUGUCCGUGAGGCUGGUAUGUGUAAAAGGGGUGAAGCGGAGUCACUUGUUGUUAGUUCAAAUAGCCGUGAGGUUAAUGGUGGUGUUAAGAAUUUAUCCAGUGGUAAUUCUUCUGCAUCGUUGGACGGUAGGAAGUUUGUUUGUUCGUCGGGCAAAAGUGGUGAUUAUUCCGCUUCUUUCGGUGACGGUGGUUGUUGUCAAAUCGUCGGUGGUGCUGAAGCGGGUGGUGUUGUUGUCUUAGAGGAAUUUCGAGACAUACCGAGUGGUGCUGGUUCGAAUUUACCGGUACCUGUUGAUGAAGUUCCUGGCGGUGGUGUGAGAAUGUCGUCCGAUGUUGAUAAAAGCGUUUCCGGUGGCUUGUUAGAAGUAUUAAAGAAUUGUUCGUCUUCCAGGGGAGGUGAAAGUUUUCCGUUAGUUGCAGUUCAAGCGCUGGCGAGUCGCCAGUCUGAAAAUCGCCAACCGGUGCGAUGCUCUUUCAAUUCUGUUGCUGAAGGCAGGUACUACGACUCGGGUCUUUUGGAUGAGCGUAACGAUUGGUGCGUUCCUCCCCGUGGUGUGAUGCAGGGUGCAGUUGGCAGCGCACUGUGUCUUGUAAGGGGCGUUGGCGCGGUUAAUUUUGAUGGAUCGCCGGACAUAAGCGUCACUUCUGUGGCUUCUUCUGUUGGUGAUAAAGUGCCUUCGAUGAUUAGAGGUGAACAACGCAGGGCGAGCACCAACAGUGCUUUGCCAGAUGUCGUGCCGAAAGUUGCUGACCCACCUCUUGAAGCUCCGGUUUCUUUAAUUGAGGGUGAAAAAGUGUCUGUGGCCUGGGAGUCACAAUUUGGGGGUAGUGCAGAUCCAAAGGAGCGUUUUCUGGAUCUCUCUACAACACCUCAGCAUGAAAAUCCGUCUCGGUUUCUCUCAAGAAUGGGUAGCCUCUGUCGUUGGGGCCUCGGGUCGCAGAAGGCAAAAUGUGAGGACAGCGCGGAGACGCUGAAGCGAUGGGCGCAGGAUAGUACCAAAUAUCUUAUAGGAGUUCAGGAACCGGACACCGUUGCGGAGGAGUUGCCGUCCCUAUCAGAUGCCCGCGGAAUGCCACCAAUGGUGAAAGCUAGUAGCUCGUCGGAUAAAAAUUUCUCGCAACUUGGUCCUUUUGACACAAGCAAUGGGGACCAUAAGGGAGAGGAACUGACCACUUUAAGGAGGUGGUCAAAGAGUAAUCAAGGGAAGAGUAUUGCCGGCAGUGGUACGGAGGAACCACGUAGCAUAGCAACAAGGAAUUCAGAUCCAAAUCUGCCUCUGUUGCGGAUUCGCAAAAGUGCCAGUGGUUCGCCACUGCUUCCGCUGGCUACGGGUGACAAAGGCCUUGCAAAGUGGGAAGAUGAUGGCGUCACUUCGUUACCCCCCAUUAUAUCUCAGAGCGCAAACACUCCGCUUGGGUGCGAUGCCGCUUCAAAACGGAGAGUAGGUGACAGUUACGUUUGGGAUAUACGCGAUGUGAGCAUGUCGUCGGCUUCCCCUAACACCUCUUAUCUGGACAUUGAGGCUGAGGGUGAAGCGUUCGAUAUAUUCAAACGCCUCUUGCACGAUAUUGAUGUUGCAAGUCGAGCCAUCUCUAAGCCUGUACAAGCGCUUAGAGAGCUGCGUGACGGGAGGAAGUAUGAAAAUUCCUCGUGA
Trypanosoma brucei brucei TREU927 is the source of this 5979-nucleotide messenger RNA. RefSeq lists its product as hypothetical. Lineage: Eukaryota; Euglenozoa; Kinetoplastea; Trypanosomatida; Trypanosomatidae. The record is from RefSeq and is a predicted model, not a curated record. The transcript has a single exon. Gene Ontology annotation, biological process: cytoplasmic translation. Bases 1 to 5979 code for a protein of 1992 amino acids. Gene Ontology annotation, molecular function: structural constituent of ribosome. Gene Ontology annotation, cellular component: ribosome; cytosolic large ribosomal subunit.